Messenger RNA from Notolabrus celidotus (New Zealand spotty), 5115 nucleotides. RefSeq names its product cyclin D2, a (gene ccnd2a). The coding region runs from base 199 to 1089 and encodes 296 amino acids. Gene Ontology annotation, molecular function: cyclin-dependent protein serine/threonine kinase regulator activity. The transcript is spliced from 5 exons. Gene Ontology annotation, biological process: positive regulation of G1/S transition of mitotic cell cycle; regulation of cyclin-dependent protein serine/threonine kinase activity; mitotic cell cycle phase transition. Lineage: Eukaryota; Metazoa; Chordata; Actinopteri; Labriformes; Labridae. The record is from RefSeq and is a predicted model, not a curated record. Gene Ontology annotation, cellular component: cytoplasm; nucleus; cyclin-dependent protein kinase holoenzyme complex.
AGAGGCGCUCUGUGGGGAGAGAGGAAAAAGUUCUCAACAAGGAGAGGCAGGACUACUCUGACGGAGCCCUGCAGUCUCACUUUUAUGCCUCUAAAACGCUUUCCCUGCAAUCUUUUUACGGUUUUUGCUCUUUAACGCCGCUUUUACGUUUCCGAGAGAGAUUUCCUACUUUUUGACUUAAGUGAAAGCACCAGCACCAUGGAGCUGCUCUGCCUCGAAAUGGACACCAUCAUACGAGCUCGUCCCGAUCCGAACCUCCUGUGCGAUGACAGAGUCCUGCAGAGCUUGUUGACCAUAGAGGAGAGGUUUCUGCCCCAGUAUUCUUAUUUCAAAGGCGUCCAGAAAGAUAUUCAGCCAUUUAUGAGGAGGAUGGUCGCGACUUGGAUGUUGGAGGUUUGUGAGGAACAGAAGUGCGAAGAAGAAGUUUUUCCUUUGGCCAUGAACUACUUGGACAGAUUUUUAGCCGUGGUGCCCACCAAAAAGUGUAACCUGCAGCUGCUGGGAGCAGUCUGCAUGUUUCUUGCAUCCAAAUUGAAAGAGACUCGUCCAUUAACCGCAGAGAAGCUUUGCAUCUACACAGAUAACUCCAUCAGACCACAAGAGCUGCUGGAAUGGGAACUGGUGGUGUUGGGGAAGUUGAAGUGGAACUUGGCAGCAGUAACGCCGAACGACUUCAUCGAGCACAUUGUAAGGAGGCUGCCACUGCCCAAGGAUAAGCUGGCACUUAUACGCAAACAUGUCCAAACCUUCAUCGCCCUGUGUGCCACAGAUUUUAGGUUUGCCAUGUACCCUCCCUCCAUGAUAGCCACAGGAAGUGUGGGGGCAGCGAUCUGCGGCCUACAGCUGGACUCAACUGACCAGACACAGUGGGGCGACAGUCUGACAGACCUGCUGGCCAAAAUCACAAACACAGAAGUGGACGUUCUCAAAGAGUGCCAGGAGCAGAUUGAGCUUGUGUUGGUGAGCAGCCUGCGUGAGGGCCGGCAGCAGCAGCAGCAGCAGCAGACACAGAGAGGCCCCAGCGGCAAAGGCCUGGAAGAGCUGGAUCAGUCCUCCACCCCGACAGACGUCCGCGAUGUCAACUUGUGAACCACUAGAGGGCAUCAUUGCACAGGAUUUACAAAUGAAAAAAAAGCAUCAUGAAAAAAAACCUCAAUUUUCUUAAAAGCAGAAAAAAAGAACAAAAGAACAAAAAAUGUUAAAAAAACACAAGCCCUUUACAAGAAGAGAACAAUGCUUGCUAGUUUUUUGUAGAUUUUCUGUUCUUUGAGUCACCUGCCCACGAAAUAGAUGAUCUAUAACGCUCUAGUCUAAAAGCAACAAAUUUGUUACAAAAGAAGGUCUGUGGUGCCUUGGAUAUACAGAAGGGAAGCCAAUCAUAUUUGCAUUCUGCCUUUGAUUGUACAGUAUGAUCUUUAAGUUAUAUUUCAAACAUAGCUUGAUAAUGAGGCUGUUUUGGUAGAAGUUGUUGAAUCCAUUCAGAAUCUGCAUACGUGGAAUCACAGCGAGGCUUUAGUUUUUUCUUCUCUGUUAUAUUUGAGUAUUAUUACUUUUACAGACGGGCUGAGGGGACACGUGUCUGCGCUCAUGCCCAUCAGUCGGUGUGUCAGAACAAGACAAGAAGCCGUGAGAAAAGUGUGCUAAAAGUUGAUGGGACCCAACUCCAGGGAAGAGACAGAUUGAUUAUAAUUAUAAGUAGAACUAGUAAUAACUAUUAUUAUUAAUUUUAUUAUUGGACAUAUUUUGAAAAUGAGUAGUAAGAUCAAUAAGCUCCUUUUGUCAGGCUGCUUGUGUGUUAGUUUGUAUGUGAGUAUGUCAGUUUGAAUGCAUAACUGAAUGUGUGUGUGUGUGUGUUUGUAUGUCUGUGUGUGUGUGUGUGUGUGUGUUUGAAUGCUACAUGUGAUCCUGUAUCUGAAUUAGCAGUGUGCAUUCUACGACGUGAAGCACUUGAGCAAAGUCGAGUCGUAGACUGAGCUGUUCUAUGUUAAAAGGAUAAGGAGCAAGUGGAGGCUACACAUACUUUGUCCAUCAGUAUAACAGGGCAUCUUUGCUAUAUCACUGCCUUCCUGCAUUAACAGUCUGCAUCAUGAUUCAUUGUUGGCCAACAGUAAACUCAUGUGCAAGAGACAGGAGAAGACUUAGAGGAGGAGGAGGAGGAUACAGGCGAAAGGACUGUAACGUAAAGCCUGUUGUCUUUCUGAGAGCCUGAGGUGUCACCUCACGUUCAGACGUCAUGUGAGGUGUUUGUUCAUUACUGCCAGUCUGUCCAUGAAUAUUACAGAUUCUUCAUUCUUUUCACUUUGUUACAAUACGGUGUUUCCUGAGUUGUGAAAGGCCGCUUUGAGUCUAGACGGGGUAGUAAUGACCUCUCACAUGUGCAGCUUGUGGCACAUGUGAACCUGAAGAGGGUGAUGUCUUGAAGAAAGUAAGGAUAUGCUGUUAAAGUCUAGACGGUGAUAGACUUCUCUGUAUUCUUUUGCAUGGAGAGAACAGGGUGAUGCAUGGAAAGAAUACAAAAGAGAGGAAGUUUUCAAAGAUGUCACUGAUGGACAGAGAGGAUCCAGUGAUGCAUGCUGCUGUGUAGGAGACAGAGAGGAUUUACAGCCAGUGGCUGGAAGAUAAUAAACAAAAGACUCCCAAAGGUAUCACAAUAAAACUUUGAUAUCUGCAUAUUUGGGUCGAUCAACAUUAAGUCUUAUGAGUGUGUACAGUGACACAGCUAAGUGAACAAAAGCAUUCAUGGUUUCCAUUUACAUGGAAGUUAAAAGAGGAAGUAAGACUGUACGCUGCCAGAUCAUGUGAGGAUGAACUUUUUCAGGGGGGGGGUGGGUGGGGUUAGAGGAGUACAGGAUGAGGAUAUACUGUCAAUGCAUCUGGAGUCCCACAUAGGGUUGUUUUCGGCUCCCCUAUAUGAUUUCAAUGGCAAAGCACUUUGAGAACAUGCUCCCCAGGAGAUACGUAAAAUGAAAAUGCGAUGGGUGGUGGUGAUUGGAGGUGAAUGGAUGUUUUCUUUUUUCCUUGUUAGCCUUUUCUUUGGUUUACUUUGUAGGGCUGGUUUCCCAAUCAUCAGACAUACACUUGUCGAGCAAGAGUCAAAUUUAAGAGGCUUUCCACAACUUACAAAGAGAGGACAUUCCGAUCAGACAGAAAAACCCAAAACAUUCCUUUUCAAGCAAAGUGCAAGCUGAUGACAGAAUUUGAACACAUAGAAAAGUAAGAUAUGAACUGAAACAGGCCUGAACCAACAGCUAACCAAUCCACAGGCUCUGUUUGAUUUUCUUUUUUUAUUGUCAAGAAAUUAAAUAUUUGUUUUACUUGAAUUUUUCUUCAUAUUUAUCUGCGUCACAGCCACAGACAGCAACACAGGGCGGCAAUGAGCUACGAGAAAAGGUGGUGGUAACAUCCAAUAUUUGCACAUGUUCUUCAGAGGACAAUGGGGGUUGCAUUUCUUAGACAGAGCAGAGCUUUUGUUCGAAGCCACCUUAACCCGAGUGUGUUGCAGUGGUUGGUCAGUUUUCUAUGGUGCUGUCUUGUGCAGUUCAGGCCGAUUGUCUGUCAGUGAACACAUCUGUCCCCCUGUGAGCUUUGCUGCUUAAAUUACUUUGCAAGGGGGCUCAUCAUCCAGACAGACAUCAGCACAAAAACAAAAACAGAUGACUUUUGUUUUGUUUUAACGGGACACAUUGCUUUGCCACAGCGAGGUGUCUUUGACUUAAUGCUUGAGUUUUUUCAUGAUGGUAUGUGACUUUGCUGAGUGUAUGUUUGUCGGACUGAAGAAAAUGUGGGGAUUUCAUGUUUCAGUCAUGUUUUUCAGUAGAACUGGGCAAUUUAUUGACACAUUUGCCAAAAUAUCCCCAUUUUGAAUAUUUGAUAUGAUCAUUCAUUUUGCCUCUGUUUGCCUGAUGUAAGCUCUCUCCCAAACUUCAUGGUUGUGAUUUUCUUUCCUGCAAUUUAUUGUUGCAUGUGUUAUACAUAGAGACCACCUUUUCAAUUUGUGUUUGUUAUAUUUUAUGGGGUGACCAGACCCGCAAAAGGGUUUUUCUAAGAUUUAGAGAUACUGUAUUCCAAAGUGAAGAGAGGACAGAGGAGGAGGUGUGAAGACAUCAAGAAAAAAGUGUCAAUAUUUUUAUUGAAUUAUUGUUGUCUUUUUGCGCUGCUAAAAGCUAUGAAUUUGUUUCAUUUAUACAAAAAAUAACAUUACCUAGUUGUGAUGUGUCACUUGAGUGUGCUGCUAUUUUAUAAACAUUUGUAUUAUAAUAUAAUUAUUUUACUGCUUAAGAGAUACAUUCAGAAAAACGAAGUAGAUGGUGAUAGAAGAACAUGAAAUGAGUACUCGACUGGAAAUGUCCUUUGUACAGUUUGACCGUUUGCUUAGAUAGAUUAUCUCCUUUCCCCCCCUUUUUUUUUUAUCUAUUUUGCUCUCCUUCUUCAGUCACAUUCUGCAUUGGUGGUAUUUCCUAUACCUCAGGAUUACUGGACAAAACUCAACACAAACAAACCAUCACCUAUACCUCUUCAGUUAGGGAGCCUGGACUGGAGGAGAAAGAACACAGUGGGGGUGCAGAAGAAGCAAUGCCGUUUUUGUGGAUGAUCCCACUGCGUUAGUGGGGGGAGUGACUUGCAGUGGGAUGGGGAACAGGACAUAUGCAAGGCUUCCACUUGGACUUUCAUUGUAAUGGAGGGGGGGCACAACACCAGUGCAACCUUUCAGGGUAUCCAUGGAUAGUUCAGACAUGAUCAUUUCAUGUUGGUGCUACAUCUGCUCUGUGUGAGAGAACGAGGGGAUUUCUAUGAUGGCCAAAGUUCUUGCUUUAUACAAACAUUAUAACUCUGUUUGUCAGUAAACAUGGGCUCUGUAUGUGAGAAAGAUUCACUUUGGUUUGAAAUACUGUGUCAGCAUGCCAUUGGAACUGCAGCACAAUAAUGGGUUGAGCUUCACCUGCCAUGUCCGACCAUAAAUAUUGUGAUAUCUGGAAGUUUCAAUGGUGCAGAUUUCCCUUUAAGCUGCCCCCUCCCCUCCAGUAUGACUCAUAUCAUGUACCUCAAAUGUCUGUUGCACAACCUCUGUUCAAUAAACUUCUGCUUUAAAGGGUGUGACAACACAUCAACUCACUA